AUGUCUCCCCCUCCUCCCCCGGCCUCGUCAACAAAAAACCUCAAAGAGAUGAGCGCCCUGCCAAGCGACCUCAGGGAAGCACUGCAUACAGUGUGCUAUUUUUUGCCAUUUUAUCAGAUCUCCCUUCAGUACAAAUCUGGCAGCUCCUUCUACCACACCUGUGGAGGAACCCUGGUCAAAACCGGAUGGGUGAUGACUGCUGCUCACUGUGUGGACAGAUCUAUGACUUGGCGUGUUGUUCUUGGAGAUCACAACAUCAACACCAAUGAGGGAAGAGAGCAGUAUAUGAGCGUGAGCCAAGUCUACGUUCACCCCAACUGGAACCCCAACAGCGUCGCUGGAGGGUACGACAUUGCUCUGCUGCGUCUGUCAACCAGUGCUGUUCUCAACAACUACGUCCAGCUUGCCAAACUGCCUCCUUCCGGUCAGGUUCUGCCCCAUAACAACAACUGCUACAUCACUGGAUGGGGACGCACCCAGACUGGUGGUAAUCUGUCUGCUCAGCUGAAACAAGCCUACCUGCCUGUCGUUGACUACAGCACCUGCUCAAAGUACGAUUGGUGGGGCAGCACUGUGAAGAACACCAUGGUGUGUGCUGGUGGUGGCAACGAUUCUGGAUGUCAGGGUGACUCUGGCGGCCCCCUGAACUGCAACGUCGGAGGUCAGUGGGUUGUCCAUGGCGUGACCAGCUUUGUGUCUUCCAGUGGCUGCAACGCCUACAAGAAGCCCACCGUCUUCACCCGUGUGUCUGCUUACACCAGCUGGAUGAGCAGCAUCAUGGGUUGAGAAGAGAAACCGUUUCCAUGGCAAUGGCAGACGAACCUGGAUUCAUUUCUGACACCACGACUAUAAAAUGUUCUUUAAAUGACAUUGAUCUUGCUUCUUUAUUUCUGGCAAAAUAAUAUGAGAUGCAGCAUGCUCGACUUCUAUUCUAACAAACCUGUAGGAACUGUUUAACUACAAUCAAACACAUGAAUGUAGCUUUUUGUUGCAAAUGGAUCACAAGAAGAAGCAUGAAGUGUAUAUAGAGCGCACUAUAAUAAAAAGACGUGUGACAAACAAAAGUAAAAAGCAGCAUGUGGCAGCUUGAUGUGAAACGCAGGUUACAGAAAAGGGAAACAAAAACAGUUACCACUGAGCAUGCAUCAUUUGAUUCAGCACGAGUUAUUCAUUUACACAGUAUAAACACAUUUUGACUGUGAAGUAGAGUUCUUGUCUGCCAGGCGUAACUCUUACUGCUAUGUCUACUGUUUUUAUUCAGUCCAUAAAAUAAAGUUUAUCAUGAGCAAAUACAAAACCAUACAAUAGUUUAUAACAAUAUUAUAGUUUUGUAAGAGCGUUUAUGUUGCCUGUACAUCUUUCGUCUGAUCAGCUAAAUAAACCUGUAAGGAAUUUUGGAUCAGAAAUGGUGCAACUGGUCAGGAAGUAGGCAUUGGCAACUUAUCUCUAUAUUCAGUAGGUUUGAGUCAAUGACAGCAAAUGCUGUGUCCCUAUGGGGAAGUGGCCAUAUGGUGAGGGUAAUGAUCUCCAUCCUGCUGUGGAUACCUGUCACAUUGUUCUGUUGUUAACACAGAUUUUGUGUAAAUGUGAACUCAGUGGAGCUCCAAAUUUAUGUCGGGUUAAUAAAACAUACUGAAUGGGCCAACUCUUCUAAAA
Molecule: messenger RNA, 1656 nt
Organism: Nematolebias whitei (Rio pearlfish)
Lineage: Eukaryota; Metazoa; Chordata; Actinopteri; Cyprinodontiformes; Rivulidae
Product: elastase-1-like
Exons: 7
Coding region: 1-786 (261 amino acids)
Biological process (GO): proteolysis
Molecular function (GO): serine-type endopeptidase activity
Source: RefSeq, a predicted model, not a curated record